Paralichthys olivaceus (Japanese flounder) is the source of this 1673-nucleotide messenger RNA. It is a transcript of the gene tmem167b, whose product is annotated as transmembrane protein 167B. Lineage: Eukaryota; Metazoa; Chordata; Actinopteri; Pleuronectiformes; Paralichthyidae. The record is from RefSeq and is a predicted model, not a curated record.
AAACACUACACGUAGAAGAAGAAUGGCAGCUAGUGAAACCGGAAAUGUCAACCGAGUGACUGCGAAGUAGACAUCACAUCUUGACUUUAUAUUCCAUGAUGGAGUGCUAGUGUAAGAGAAGAAACAGUCGUGAAACAUCGUCAGAGAGCAAACUGCGAACAUGACAAAUGUGUACUCUUUCGACGGCAUCCUGGUGUUUGGGCUGCUGUUCAUCUGCACCUGUGCAUACCUCAAAAAGGUGCCGCGCCUCAACAACUGGCUGCUGUCAGAGAAGAAAGGAGUGUGGGGCGUCUUCUACAAAGCUGCAGUGAUUGGGACGCGGCUCCACAUUGCUGUGGCGGUUUCCUGUCUGGCCAUGGCUUUCUAUCUUGUCUUUUUGAAAUGAUUGAGGCAGACUGGAAAAGACUGGACGGCUGCAGGGUGGGGACGGACUCAUCUCAGUGGUCACGUGCUGAUCCUUGAUGCAGGACACUUUCAGGAUUAAGUGACUGAUGAAAGCCUAUUGCCCUGUGGGCCCAUGUUAAAAAAAAAAAAAAAAGCCAGUGGCGCCCCCUUCUGGUGACUGGGUACAUAACUCCUCCCUUAAUAAUGUAUGUGCACUACAGACAUGAAGGGCAUCUGGAAUCUACUCCACAGUUAUUAUAGAGAAGAGAGCCUGUUUGGUCACAUGGUGUCAUUCUGUUUCUUGUCUACAUCCACAUCCUGUAAUUAUUUAUACUGAAGGAUGCAUUGUAUGCAUUGUGCCGUAUACCUGUGCAUACCCUACAAUUAGCCUGGCUGUAUAUAUUUAAAUGAAAUAUGACCAAUGACCAGAUUUUUCCCAUACACAAUAUCUGAUCAAAGUGAAAAUGAGCAUUUCUCCUCCGAGCUGUGUUUUAGUCUAUAUCACUUCUUCUGUCAAUGGUGGAGGGGAAGAUAAACAAAGCUAAUAUAUGAAGAUGUUCUUGUAUACACUAUAUUUCACUGUUAUCAGAUCUAUUAACCUUUCUCAACAGUGCUUUUGGGUGUCUCCUACUUUUUUAGGUUGCAUUUACUUUGACAGCUAAUACUAGAUAUGUCUUGAAUGUCAUAAAUAAAGUCACAUAGGAGUCACAGAAAGAAAGUAGUGACUGUAAAAGAGGCAUAUCUCAACAUUUUAAAUUUGGAUAGCUGCAUCAGACUCGCCUGAAGAUUGAAACGCAAUGCCAAAUAGGGAUGGUGCCUCUGAUUCUAUCUAUUACUGUUACUCUGAGUUUAAUUCUGCUACCUUAUUUUUUAUUACUAAUGUUUUUUGAUUUGGAAAGGGGGGGGUGCAAUGCAAUUUUGAGUAAAACCUUGAUCAGACAAGUUCUGCAUUUGUUGUCUUUAUAAAACAAAUAAUUUCUCUCUUUUUUGGUACCAAUCACAGAACAUACACUAACAGAUAAAUAUCCUUUAAUUCAAUGUAAAUGAAGUUCAAAUCUGAAGUAAUUGCCUCAAGUCUAUUGUGUGUGAGUUGAUCUUUAUCAUCUUUGAAAAAUGAAUUGUACAAGUUUACCCCCAUUCUUUGCAAACCUCCUCCAGCUGAGGGAGCAGCAGUUUCCUGGUUUGCAACAAACCAACUGAAUCAAGGUCUUGACUCAGAUUUUUGUUCUUUUCUGGAGUUUUUCUUCUGUCUUGCAACAAAAUAAACCACCUUUCAUUGUGUCAUCAUA